Neurospora hispaniola is the source of this 3192-nucleotide messenger RNA. RefSeq lists its product as uncharacterized. The transcript has 2 exons. The record is from RefSeq and is a predicted model, not a curated record. Bases 1 to 3192 code for a protein of 1063 amino acids. NCBI's taxonomy places the organism in Eukaryota, Fungi, Ascomycota, Sordariomycetes, Sordariales, Sordariaceae.
AUGUGCCCAUCCGCCAAUGUGUCCGAGGGUAAUUCGGAGGAAGUAAAGGCGAAGCUGGGAGGGAGGAAGGGUUCACUCAGGUUGAUGCAAGAAAAGGCAGCCAGAAGAAUGAGUCUGUUCCGGUCCAAGUCUUCGCAAGGGAAUCCACAUAAGGAAAAGGGGGCCAGUACUGUUCGGCCAAUGUCACGGAACUGCACCACGGCCACCAGUCCCAGGUCCAACUCCGUGACUUUUGAAUCCGCCGCCGCCGCCGGUUAUCUGCAGCCACACCAGGAGAGCUGGGCUCAUCCGCCCCAAACCCGCCUAACCUGGAACUACGAUACAACUACUUAUGCCUCUCAGCGACUGAUCAACCUUGCUGAGGAGCCGGCUUUCGUACACACAACUGCCGUAUCCGAGCGCGCAACGACCAUGACAGAGCAUUCAUGGAACGGCCAAGAUUACUUUGAAUACAACGGAGCUCCUGCUAGAAAGCAUUCAUGGAACGGCGGGGAUCACUCUGAAUACAACGGAGCUCCUGAUAGAAAGCAUUCGUGGAACGGCGGGGAUCACUUUGAGUACGACGGCGCUCCUAUUAGACGCGCAGACUCCGAUCUUUCUCUCUAUUUGCCAGUCCGCAGACGAUCGAUACUUCAAACGCCCGGUGUGGCAACGCGCAGAACUUCCACAAGAGAUGGCCUGACCCACUCGCAGUCAGUCCGGUAUAGCCACCCACAAACGCCACAGAUCUCGCGCCAGCAGUCCAUUGAGUCUUUUAGGGAGGGCAUUCUGUCCAUGCCGCCACCUGGACUAGAUCCAUUGGCUUUGCAGCGGGUUGUGACACCAUGCGAGGACGAAUAUCAGUCAAUUGGAGCUUUCAAGCUGGGAACGUUGCGUAUCACCAACGGUACUGCGAGCCCAUUGAGCCCCGAGCUCGAGGGGAAGGGACAAAGAGUAGACUAUUUUUCGAGGGUGCAGAGCAGCCUUGAUUCACGUGCGGAGGCGUCACAAUUCCUCCAAGUCAAAAUGCCAGAGCCGCGUGUGGUGAAACCAGCCAACAACGUUUUGGCUGCUCUGUCCCAGAAUUCAACUCAACCCGAAUAUUCUUCAAACGAAGUCCUGGACGUCCGUCUGGACCCGAAUGCAAAGUCGCAGCCUAGCACAUCCCCCAGCAGUGAUGCGGCUACGACUGUCGCCAGAACCGACAGCGGGUUCAUGAGCAUCUUUGACGAAUCUCUUAACACCAAGCCUUUGGCCAAGGCCGAUUCUGGAUACAGUUCCAAUGUGUCUUUGCGCUCGCUCCACACCAAGGCCAAGAUCUCCGAUCGGGAGAAGAACAAAUCAGACGAGAUACAGAUCAGUCCAGUCAAGGUUCAAGAUUUUGGCCUCGACAUUCCACUCAGUGUUUCUCCUCCUUCAAUGACGCCCGAAUCAGAGGCGCCUCCAUCAGUCCCUGCUAAAGAUACUCCCCCAGUCUCUCCUCUCGAGGGAGGCCAGAUGUUUGAGAAUCUCCGGAAGAGUCUUUCUCUCCGCGGUCAGCAAGCUAAAGCCGGUCUCCUCACUCCCAAGUCCUCGCAGAAAAGCGAAAAGCGUCCUUCACUAAGUGGCAGUAGCCCGAAGUCUCCCGAACUUAGCAGCCUUACUCCAGCCAGCACUAAGUCCAGCAAGUCAGAUCGUUCAAACUCGGCUCACAGCAUCAGCAGCACGUCACAGAAGCCGAGCAGGCUGCAGAGAUUUUUGAGCGGAGCUCGCCGUCCCACCAGUUCUCUGCCUACACACAGCCGUUAUGCACCUGAAGAGAUAUGCGUUCCAGCCAUCCCGAAAGACGUCGAGCACGGAUUCCGUGACCACGGCCGGCGCUUUCCCAUAACCGCUAGGAGGCUGGCUCUCAAGCCCCGUUCCAGCAUGGACACUCUGAAGACCAUCUUUAGUGUGGGCAGUGUUGAAGCAAGCCUCGAAGCAACCACCGCCAAACCGACGGUUACCACCGUUCCUGAGGCGGAAACUGGCGAACUUGCCGCGACCAAGGGUGUGUCCUGGAGAAAGUCGAUUAGGAAGUCGAUGGUCAGGAAGCCCGUACGUACUAGCAAAGACGAUAUGAGGGAGGGCCGCGAAGAGGAGCAACCAGGCAUCUAUGAUUCGAUUCUUCCACCCAAGAGUGGAAAGGUUUACGGUAGUACCGUCAAGAGCAGCUCUGGGUCCGAAGCACUCAAGGAGGCGGAAAUGGCCGGAUCCAGAUUACCAUGCGAUCGGACAAUGAGUCUCACUGUCUCGCUUGAGCGAACUCUCAAUAUGCAGAUGGUUGGAGCGCACUCGAACCUGGCUGGCUUGCCUACAGAACUGCCCCCGGCGUCACUCCCGAGCCCAAUGAUUUUCCGGACUGCGUCCAUGACAUUCGACCACAAUACGACGCAUAAUCAACCACCCGUCAGCAUGCAGACGAGACGGUCGUCGCUUCGGGUACCCCAACCUCAUCUGCGGCCACAAUCGUCAACUUCCAGCUUGAGACAUGAGGUCAGCCGUGAGGAUGUUCACAGCUAUCCGUCUGUGCAGUCUAGUCGCAGACCGAGCAGAGAAAGCAUCCACAGCUACCCGGUGCACGAACAGGCAGCUCAGAACUACAGUGCUCACGAGGAAUUGGGGACUAUUGGCCAGGACUACUUGGGCACUUCGGCUGCUCCUCCCCAGAUGGACCCUCGACGGCUCGCCGCGUUCAGGCAGCGCCAGAAUACCUUGCCUCCUACCUACAGGGUUCCCGACUGGAAUCCACCAACCAGGAGUGACAUCAGCCGUCAGUCGUCCAUGACAUCUUCGAAUGGAACGAGUCAUCACAAUUCUAGUAACGGAAUCCAAAGGCCGAGCAGUGCCCAGCCUCGCCAUAGUUCCUACAUCCAGCGGGCUCAGACGCUUCGUCAUAGGCCCAGUCAUGACGCUUAUCAGCAGUUGCGCCUCCAGAAUGCUAACCCUCCGGACAUGUCAAGUGUCUACGGAGUGCUGGCAAACGAACCCUGGAGCAACCCCAACAUGGACUACAGGGGAACUCAAGGGCACGUGGUGCCUGACAGCACAUACCCGUCCUACGUUCCCCGACAGACAGGCCAUCAUAGGAAGCGUAGCAUGAGCAUGCACACUUCGCAGGGUCCUAAUCCGCCUUAUCGGAUCCUUCACAGCUACAACUCACCAGCUUACCGCAAUGCCCCAAUCUGGGGCUAA